CGGACGGCGCAGGCACGGCAACGGCCUGUACCGCGGGAGCGCGCACGGCGGCUCAGGGCAAAUAGGAGGAGUGAGUAGGUUGCUGCUCAUGGAUAGGAGGAGGGGAAGGGAAAGGCGAUAAGGAAGCCGCCGAGCAGUAACUUGGAACGUUGAAUCCUAAAGGACUGGAAUCCCAGCUCUCAUGCCCUAGAACCCAAUUGUCUCUGUAAUACUACGAUAUCCAUAUUACCUAGUCUAAAUUCCCAUUCCCCGAUUUUUGUUUUUCGAAAUGGGUUCGUGGAGGUGAUUCCGUCUGGCCAUUGCAUAGAGUGCAGUUGCUGGGAUAAGCGGCAGCAGACGGGAAGGUGGAUGCUGGGAGUCACCCUGGAGAGAUUGCUGGGAAAGCAGCAUAUUGUGGAGACACAGCUACAGUAUUCCCCUCAUUGUCACCGUACUGCUUUCUGUGACCUCUGGAUCGUUCUUUUCCCCACUGACUGAACCUUGAUCAGGGAAGGGAGGAUAGACAUGUCUGGAAGCCGGGAAGAGGAGCGUCGCAAACUGGCCGACAUCAUUAACCACUGGAACGCCAACCGGCUCGACCUGUUCGAAAUCAGCCAGCCCACCGAGGAGUUGGAGUUCCACGGGGUGAUGAGAUUUUAUUUCCAAGAUAAAGCUGCAGGAAACUUUGCUACAAAAUGCAUCAGAGUCUCCAGCACGGCCACCACACAAGACGUCAUAGAAACCUUGGCAGAAAAGUUCCGGCCUGAUAUGAGGAUGUUGUCAUCCCCACGGUACUCUUUAUAUGAAGUGCAUGUCAGCGGGGAAGAAAGAAGACUUGAUAUUGACGAGAAGCCUUUGGUGGUUCAAUUAAACUGGAAUAAGGAUGACCGGGAAGGAAGGUUUGUGCUAAAGAAUGAAAAUGACAUUCUUUCAUUAAAGAAGUCUCAGAGUAAUGGACCAGAGAAACAAGAAAAGGAAGGGGUAAUACAAAAUUUCAAAAGGACCCUUUCUAAAAAGGAAAAGAAAGAGAAGAAGAGACGUGAGAAAGAAGCUUUAAAGUCACUGACUGAUGGAGAAGAUGGACCUCAAACGAAGGAUGAUUCUGAGAACUCUCGUCUGGCUGCAGAAGUUUACAAAGAUAUGCCUGAAACCAGUUUUACCCGCACAAUAUCUAACCCAGAGGUAGUGAUGAAACGAAGGAGACAACAGAAGCUAGAAAAGAGAAUGCAAGAAUUUCGCAGUUCUGAUGGUCGUCCAGACUCUGGUGGGACAUUGAGGAUUUAUGCCGACAGUCUAAGACCAAAUAUCCCAUACAAAACAAUCUUGUUGUCAACAAAUGAUACAGCUGAUUUUGCCGUUGUAGAAGCACUCGAGAAGUAUGGGAUGGAGAAGGAAAAUCCUAGGGACUUCUGCAUUGCUGUGGUAAUGUUACCUCUUGGUGCCCAACAUUCCGAUAAAGGCAUGAAAGAGACCAUACUGGAUGAUGAUGAGUGUCCUUUACAGAUAUUCAGAGACUGGCCAAGUGAUAAAGGAGAGCUUGUAUUUCAAUUGAAAAGGAGACCCCCAGACUAUCUCUCAAAGAUGGACAGGAAACUGGAGGGCAAACCAUCAAAAAGCAGACUGGAGUCUUAUAGCUACUCCCUUUCUCCCGAUAAACUACCUUACUUGGUAGAAUUAAGCCCAGGCAGAAGGAACCACUUUACCUACUACAGCUAUCAUUCCUAUGAAGAUGGCUCUGACUCCAGGGAUAAACCAAAGCUCUAUCGUCUUCAGGUGAGCAUCACAGAUGUCGGAACGGAGAAACUGGAUGAGAAUUCAAUACAGCUUUUUGGACCAGGCAUACAGCCACAUCACUGUGACCUUACAAAUAUGGAUGGAGUGGUCACAAUUACCCCAAGAAGUGUUGAUGCUGAUACAUACAUUGAUGGUGAACGCAUUUCUGAAACAACCAUGUUGCACAGUGGCGUGAAGGUGCAGUUUGGAUCAUCGCAUGUAUUUAAGUUUGUGGAUCCUAAUCAUGACCAUUCCAUGGGAAAAAGACCUUCUGAUGCUGGGCAGAUGGUUAGAGGACAGAGGAACAAGUCAGGAGUUCAGGAGACAACAUUUGGGCUGGAAGGAGAUGUCCUUAGUGGAUCAUCACUUCAAUCAAACAAGGUCACUAUCAAACUGGACAGUGAUAGGACACCAAGUACUGCAGAACGUGGCAUAAUAAAACCAAUUGUUCGACUAGAUAAGCAACAAGAACCCCGUGGACUGGAUAGCAGACCUCAGGAUUCCGCUGGACCAGAACACACCUUACCUGCAAGCAUUGAGUUCAGAGAAAAUUUGGAAGACUCCUUCUUGUCUGCAAUCAUUAACUAUACUAAUAGUUCGACUGUACACUUCAAAUUAUCCCCAACAUAUGUGUUAUAUAUGACCUGCCGGUAUGUAUUGUCCAGUCAGUACAGACCGAACAUCAGCCCUGCUGAGCGUACUCACAAAGUUAUUUCCAUUGUGAACAAGAUGGUGAGCAUGAUGGAAGGUGUAAUCCAGGAAGUAGACCAGGGUGACCAGAAACAAAAAAAUAUCGCUGGGGCACUUGCAUUCUGGAUGGCAAAUGCGUCAGAGCUGCUUAAUUUUAUAAAACAAGACCGAGAUCUCAGUCGAGUCACAUUAGAUGCUCAGGAUGUUUUGGCUCAUUUGGUCCAGAUGGCUUUUAAAUAUUUGGUGCACUGCUUGCAGUCAGAGCUUAGCAAUUUCAUGCCUGCUUUUUUAGAAGAUCCAGAAGAGAACAACUCACAAAGGCCUAAAAUAGACGAUGUCCUUCACACUUUGACGGGAGCCAUGUCUCUUCUGAGGCGUUGUCGGGUGAACGCAGCUUUAACCAUCCAACUCUUCUCUCAGCUUUUCCACUUCAUCAAUAUGUGGCUCUUCAACAGGCUGGUCACUGACCCAGAUUCUGGCUUAUGUUCUCACUAUUGGGGUGCCAUCAUUCGUCAGCAGCUAGCUCAUAUAGAAGCCUGGGCUGAAAAGCAAGGUCUGGAGCUUGCUGCAGACUGUCACCUUAGCAGAAUAGUACAGGCAACAACUCUUCUUACUAUGGACAAAUACUCUCAUCAAGAUAUCCCCAACAUUAACAAUACCUGCUUUAAACUGAACUCCUUGCAACUUCAUGCUUUAUUGACAAAUUACCACUGUGCACCAGAUGAACCUUACAUUCCUACGGAGCUCAUUGAGAGUGUGGUGUCUGUAGCUGAAAACACUGCUGAUGAAUUGGCACGUAGUGAUGGACGUGAGGUUCAGUUAGAAGAGGAUCCUGACUUGCAGCUGCCUUUUCUUUUGCCAGAAGAUGGUUACUCAUGUGAUGUGGUACGGAACAUCCCCAAUGGUUUGCAGGAGUUUUUGGAACCACUGUGCCAAAGAGGAUUCUGUAGGCUGCUGCCUCACACACGUUCACACGGGACUUGGACGAUUUACUUUGAAGGUGCUGACUAUGAGAAUAAUCUACUGGCUGACAAUGCAGACAUGCCCUUAAGAAAAGACCCUGAAAUAAUCACUGUGACAUUGAAGAAACAGAACGGCAUGGGCUUGAGUAUUGUUGCAGCAAAGGGUGCUGGACAAGAGAAACUUGGCAUUUACGUAAAGUCCGUUGUGAAAGGAGGUGCUGCAGAAGUGGAUGGGCGUCUAGCUGCAGGAGACCAGCUUCUUAGUGUGGAUGGAAGAAGUUUGGUAGGACUGUCCCAAGAGAGGGCUGCUGAAUUAAUGACAAGAACAGGUUCAGUUGUAACACUUGAGGUAGCAAAACAAGGAGCAAUUUACCACGGUCUGGCUACACUGUUAAAUCAGCCAUCUCCUUUGAUGCAGAAAGAUCGCCGUGGCUCAGGGAAACCGCGACCAAAGAGUGAAGGUUUUGAGCUUUAUAAUAACACUGCUCAAAAUGGAUCACCUGAAAGUCCCCAAAUGCCUUGGCCAGAAUAUGCAGAACCAAAGAAAUUACCAGGCGAUGAUAGACUUAUGAAGAAUCGAGCUGAUCAUCGUUCCAGUCCCAAUGUAGCAAAUCAGCCUCAAAGUCCUGGCGGAAAAACUGCAUAUUCCAACAGCUCAACCGUAAAGAUCACAUCAGUUUCUACAGGAAAUUUGUGUACUGAGGAUCCGCCAGCCCCAGCAAGGCCCGAGGCUUAUCCUAUUCCCACACAGACCUACACAAGAGAAUAUUUUACCUUUCCAACUCCCAAAUUCCAAGAUCGAAUGGCGCCCUCACAAAGUCAGUGGCCAGAUUAUGAUGAGAAUGCCCAUGCCCAAAUGGGAAGCCACCACUCCAGCAAUACGUCCGUCCAACGAAUUGCUCAUUCCCAAGAGGAGUUGCGAGAGGAUCAGGGAUUGCCAUUAGAAAGAGGUCGACUAGAGCCUGUGAUGCGCAGAGAUGUGGAAUUUGUAGACCGAAAGCUGGAUGGUAAAGAUGCUUGGAUGAACCAAAGCUCUUCUGUGGAAUCAAGUACGUGCAGCCAAGAACACCUAAACAAUUCUAAUACAGCUUAUUCUUCUGCUUCUUCAUUAAACAAAACAGGGCCUGGGCGAUGGAAAACACCAGUUGCAUCUCAACCUGCUCCACUUGCACUACCACAGCCUAUUAGAACAGACCUUCCACCUCCACCACCUCCUCCACCAGUACAUUAUGGAGGAGAAUUUGAUGGAGUCCCUGUUGAGUUACCUCUUCCACCCCCACCUACACAAAGUCAAUUAGGACCUCCGUUAAACUCCCAAGCAGCUGCAGUAGAGCGGAAGAAGAGAGAAGAACAUCAACGAUGGUAUGAAAAAGAAAAAGCCCGUUUGGAGGAAGAGCGAGAGAGGAAGAGACGAGAGCAAGAACGAAAACUUGGACAAAUACGACCUCAGCCUCCUGCACCUCCACAACCUUUAAUAACACAGCCUCAAGUAGCAGUACCACCUCCAAAUAUACCACAGUCAAGACCAGAGAAACCUGCAACUCUUCCCCGUCCACAAGAAACAGUCAUCCGGGAACUGCAACCACAACAGCAGCCACGCACAAUAGAGAGACGAGACCUUCAGUAUAUUACAAUAAGCAAGGAGGAGCUUUCUUCCAGUGACAGCCUUUCUCCGGACCCAUGGAAGCGAGAUGCCAAGGAAAAGUUAGAAAAGCAGCAGCAAAUGCACAUAGUAGACAUGUUGAACAAGGAGAUCAAUGACUUACAGAACAAAGCUGACAGAACUGCUGAGGAGAAUGAUCGACUACGUAAAUUAAUGCUUGAAUGGCAGUUCCAGAAGCGGCUCCAAGAGUCCAAGCAGAAGGAUGAAGAUGAAGAUGAGGAUGAAGAAGAUGAUGACAUGGACACUAUGCUUAUUAUGCAGCGCCUGGAAACUGAAAGAAAAGCAAGGCAGACUGCUAUGCCAGCAAUCUCUGUACUUGAUUUGUUACAGGAUGAGGAAAGGAGGCGGCAGCAACAGUUGGAAGAGAUUCGGAAACGAGAAGCUGAUGAUCGCAUGAAGCAAGAAGAUGAUCGCCGCCAUCAAGAGGAGGAGCGGACAAAACGAGAAGCUGAAGAAAAGAGGAGGCAGGAAGAGGAGUACUACAACCGCUUGGAAGCAGAAAGGCGCAGGCAACAUGAGGAGGCAGAGCGGAGAUUACUAGAGCCUGAAGAGCCUGGUCUGUACAGACCUCCACUCCCACGGGAAUAUGAGCUCCCACCCCCAUCCCUUUCGACUAACGUUCCGCCUCCCCCACCUCAACGAAACACUUCUUACCUCAAAGCACAGGCCCUCUCCCCCGACACCGUUUACACUGCCAAGUUUGUUGCAUACACUGAGGAUGAGGAAGACACAAACCUAGCAGGUCAGGAUAAGUACUCCAGCACAAGAAAGUCUUAUGGUGACCUCCUUCCAGCUGCACAUAAACCACAGCUGCCUGCUGCACGCCAGCCUCGUCCUGUAUCCGAUGGCAUCUUUCUUUCAAACUCAUUCCAGCCACCUACAGCCAAUGCCAACAGUACUGGUAACAAAACAGGCCAGGCCCCUCCCAUAUCAAAUAAACCAAGUUUCUUCCACCAAAGCAUCUCCAAAGGGGCAAAUAGUUACACUGGAUCAACAAGUGCAAUAGUUGGAAACAGUGAAGUUUAUAGGGAUCCGAGAGACAAAAGACUGAAAAGUCAGGAUGGGGAUAUUUCUACAACUGGUGGAGCACCGGAAAGCAUGACUUUUAAGGAACGCCAACGCCUAUUUUCCCAGGGCCAAGACGUGUCCAACAAAGUAAAAGCAUCCCGAAAGCUAAUGGAACUGGAAAACGAGUUAAAUACAAAAUGAUGAUGAUGCCAUCAUUAUAAAUCCUAGUGUAAGAAACAAAAUGUUUUUAAUCAAGGGGAUUUGGUAAAAAGUGUAAAACGGAAGAUAUCUAAAUAUAUUUUUCUGUAAAGAGCGAUUUUAUGAUUCAUUUAUUCUGAGACUGUUAAUUAAGAAAUAAAGAUGCUGCAAUAGAAAGAAUACUGACUCUUCCCAGCUGGCUUGUAGUUUGGAAGAUUGAAGUACAAUUUGUAUGUAUCACAUGACUACGUUUUGUUUUUUUGUUAAUUCAGAAGUGAUUAAAAAAACCUCACUGACUUCUUAAGGUGUUCCACAUAAAUUGUGUGGACGGCUGUUUCAUUCUGAAUCUCCAUGUACAAUACUUGAUUGCAAGUUGAUGCAGAAUGUUUUUGGUUUUGUGUCAUGUGUCAUAGUGCUUCACUAACAGUUUCAUCUUUGCUGAACACUACAUAAUGAAAGCAUGUUAAGAGGAGGGCACAGUAAAUGGAAAAUUUUCCUCUGUUUGAUUUCUGUGUUACAACUGUAAAAUUAAGUCUUCAAGAAAUACAUUAAAAAGACUGUUCUUUGUAAUAGCAAAAAAAAAAAACUUUUUUUUAUAUAAAGUGCACCCAGAUGAUUAUUGUAAUCCCUUAAAUUAGACGAUUUUUUUUUUUUUUUUUUACAAAUUGGAGUAAAUGUUCGUUGAUAUUUUUUCCACACUAAACCUUAUAAAGGGUUGCAUGGUCCCCUUCCUUUUACAGCUGAAUGCUGCUUUUGACAAUCUGAGUUUGAUAAAAUUGGAUUAAACAACCUUUUUAAUACCAGCUUAAGUUAGACAUAUAUUCAUUAAAGCAUAUUCCGAGGGGGUAGGUAUACACUGUAUGCUAAAAUUGAAUUAUCACAUUACUGAUCCAUGCUGCAGAUUUUUGCAAUUAAAAUUAUUGCUUGUA
This is a messenger RNA of Pseudophryne corroboree (corroboree frog), 7202 nucleotides long. RefSeq names its product afadin, adherens junction formation factor (gene AFDN). Bases 505 to 6276 code for a protein of 1923 amino acids. Gene Ontology annotation, biological process: regulation of protein localization; signal transduction. Lineage: Eukaryota; Metazoa; Chordata; Amphibia; Anura; Myobatrachidae. The transcript has 35 exons. The record is from RefSeq and is a predicted model, not a curated record. Gene Ontology annotation, cellular component: adherens junction. Gene Ontology annotation, molecular function: cell adhesion molecule binding.